Messenger RNA from Linum tenue, 1323 nucleotides. Lineage: Eukaryota; Viridiplantae; Streptophyta; Magnoliopsida; Malpighiales; Linaceae. The record is from the annotation of a GenBank genome assembly.
AUGCUGCCAUGGCUAGCACACGGCCACAUUUCUCCAUUCUUCGAGCUAGCCAAGCGGUUAACUGCUCACUGCAGCUUCCAGAUCUACUUGUGUUUAACUCCAGUCAAUCUCGACCAUCUCAAGAACAAAACCCUGCCUCCAUUCAUCCAAUUGGUCGACCUCCACCUCCCUUCUUCCUUCCACAAAACCCUACCUCCCAAUUCCCACACCACCAAAAACCUCCCUCCCCAUCUAAUGCCGACACUCAAAUCCGCUUUCGACCAAACCGAACCGGCCUUCUCCCAAAUCCUCAACUCCCUUCGACCCGACCUCCUCAUCUACGACUUCCUAAUGCCAUGGGCCCCUCGAGCCGCCGCGAGAGAGCUCGGAAUCAAGUCCGUGGUGUUUAUCACCGGAGGGGCAGCCUGUCACUCGUUCGUUACUCAUUACAUCGCUCACCCGCCGGAAACCCAGUUCCCCUUUCGAAAUUUGGACAUCGUUUCUUCAGGGGAAGGGCAGAAAACGGUUGAAUUCCUGGAGAGUGGUGAUGAUCAGGGUAGCAGGUUGAGCAAUAAAGAUCGUUACUUUCAGUGCUUGAAGAGCUCCUCUGAGAUCGUUCUGAUCAAGACGUUUAGGGAGAUUGAAGGGAAGUACGUGGAUUACUUCUCCAAACUGUUGGUGAAAGAAGUGGUCACCGUUGGCGGGCUUGUAAGAGAACCUGAAGGGAAAACAGGGGACUCUGACAUCAUCAACUGGCUGGACCAGAGAGAUCAUUCUUCUCCUCCGGUUGUAUUUGUGUCAUUUGGGACCGAGUAUUUCCUUUCCAGGGAAGAGAUGAUGGAGGUAGCAAAAGGGCUGGAGAGGAACAAAGAUUUGAACUUUAUUUGGGUUGUGAGGUUUCCUGAAGGGGCAGAGAAAGAGAAGAACUUUUCACUGCCAGAAGGGUUUCUGGAGAGGGUUGAAGGGAGGGGAUUGGUGGUGGAAGGAUGGGCGCCACAGGCGAAGAUUCUACAGCAUGAGAGGGUUUCAGGGUUUGUGAGCCAUUGUGGGUGGAGUUCUGUGUUGGAAGGUAUUGUCUAUGGCGUGCGAAUUGUGGCCAUGCCGAUGCAGCUUGACCAGCCGUGGGAUGCUAAGUUGGUGGAGGAGAUUGGGGUGGGGAAGGAGGUGAGGAGGAGGAAGAGUGACGGGGGGAUUGAUGGAGAGGAGAUGGGGAAGGUGAUUGAUGAAGUGCUGAGGAAUGAGGAAAUGAAGGGAAGGGUGAGAGAGUUGAGUGAGAAGUUGCAGGGGAAAGGAGAUGCUGAGCUUGUUGCAGCUGCAGAUAGGUUAUGGAGUCUCAUUUUUUGA